AUGCCAUCGGUUGAGCGUAACAGCCUCUACCUGACGCUCGACUACAUUCUCAAUAAUGGGGUCGAGAACAAAUACCGCUGGGGCCUCUGGGUAGGGAACACCCUGCACCAAGCUACAAACGUCGUCGUCGACGACAAAGCCAGACGCAUCGUCAACCAUUACUCUUACCAGAAGCAGUCAAUCAGCGACCCGACCUCGUCCAGAACAAGGGUGGUGAUCCUCAAGGUUUGCGACUUGUCGGCCCCGGCGGUCAGCGGAAUGGGUCAUAGCAUUCUCGAGGUUGAGCCUUUUGCCAACAACGGGCAGCCUCCUGCCCGAGAGUACCAGUGGACCAGUCGCGUCUGGGUCAAGUACGUCCUCAAUAAGCUUAAAAACAGACGGUUAAUUCAGCUUCCCUCCGACACUGACACGAUCGAGGAACAGGCCCUGCUCACGGCCAAUCUCAAUAUCAAUUACAAGGGCAGCGGCGGCAAGGUGUUUAACGAUCAUAGCUGGCUGUCGGAUGCUGUUGGAGACACGGAAGAGCGCACAAUCUAUUCGACCCGCGUGCCCUUGGGCAUUGUCGCUGCCAUUGUCCCUUGGAACUGGCCCAUCCUACUCGGCGUGGGCAAGGUUGGUCCGGCUUUGAUGACGGGCAACACCAUCACCAUGAAGCCGUCACCCUACACGCCAUACUGCAAGCUGGAGCUCGGUGAGCUCGCCAUGUCUAUCUUCCCUCCGGGGGUAUUCCAGGUUCUGAGCGGAGACGGCAACCUUGGCCCUUGGAUGACGGAGCACCCUGAUAUCAACAUGAUCAGCUUUACCGGCUCGAUCCCCACAGGUAAGAAGGUCGCCGCGAGCUGUGCAAAGUCCCUGAAGCGCUACGUAUUCGAGCUGGACGGCAACGAUGCCGCCAUUGUGUGUGACGACGUGGACAUUGAGACGUGUCUCCCCAAGAUCACCACGCUCGCUUUCCUCAACUCGGGCCAGAUCUGCAUGUUGUGCAAGCGCAUCUACUUCCGCGACGCCAUGGUCGAGUUUACCAAGAGGAAUAUCAAGACGGGCGGCGGCUUCGAGCCGGAUGUGGUAGUUGGUCCUUUGCAGAAUCCCAUGCAAUAUGAGAUUGUCAAGGACAUGUACGCACAAAUUGAGAAGAGUGGCUGGAAGGUAGUGCUGAAGGGGAAGGUGCGCGAGACAUCCAAGGGCUACUUCAUCGAGCCGGCCAUCAUCGACAACCCACCCGAGGACUCGCGGAUCGUCGUGGAGGAACGCUUUGGUCCGAUUGUCCCGCUGCUGAAGUGGUCAUCCGAGGAGGACGUCGUCCACCGCGCCAAUGCCCUCGAGACGGGGCUGGGAACUUCGAUAUGGAGCAGGGACCUGGUCCGCGCCGAGAGGAUGGCGCACCAGAUCAACGCCGGCAGCGUCUGUGUCAACUCGCACUUUGACGUGACGCCGAAUGUGCCGUUUGGCGGACAUAAGGGGAGCGGAAUUGGUAUGGAAUGGGGUCUUGAGGGGUUCCGGCAUUUCACCAACUCGAGAAGCAUCUGGGUGUGGAAGAAGGUGUUUAGCUAG
Chaetomium strumarium is the source of this 1551-nucleotide messenger RNA. Its product is annotated as Aldehyde/histidinol dehydrogenase. The transcript has 7 exons. The record is from RefSeq and is a predicted model, not a curated record. Bases 1 to 1551 code for a protein of 516 amino acids. NCBI's taxonomy places the organism in Eukaryota, Fungi, Ascomycota, Sordariomycetes, Sordariales, Chaetomiaceae. Gene Ontology annotation, molecular function: aldehyde dehydrogenase (NAD+) activity.